AUGGGUCUUUGUGGAUCAAAAGAGUCGGAAAAUCGAGAGGCCAUCACAAAGGUAACAGGCAGAAGACUUGGUGAGGGAAAUAGAAAGGUGAGAAAUGACAUUAAAUACACAAAGCAGGCACAUGCAAAGGUAAAUAAUCGCAUAAAGCCGAUUAAAGGUGAGCGUCUAGGGGGAUCUUCAGAAGAUAGUAAUGAAGACAAGGAGCAUCCAGACAACAACAACAACUCAGCAAAGAGUAUGGCUGCACAGGCAGCGGCUAGACGAAUGCAAGAGAAAAAGACAAGAAACGAAAAAGGGACUUUGGGGAAAAAACUAGCGGAGCAAAACCAUAAAAAAGCCAAGGAUAUAGCUUUAGAGGAGUAUAAUCAGAAGAUAUCAAGGCAGAAUGAGAUUUUAUACGACUAG
This is a messenger RNA of Brettanomyces bruxellensis, 405 nucleotides long. RefSeq lists its product as uncharacterized. The transcript has a single exon. Lineage: Eukaryota; Fungi; Ascomycota; Pichiomycetes; Pichiales; Pichiaceae. The record is from RefSeq and is a predicted model, not a curated record. The coding region runs from base 1 to 405 and encodes 134 amino acids.